AUGAUGAGAACUACGAUAUGGGCCGUCAUUGGUUGGAUUGUUCUCGUGAACUGUUUUCUCCUAGUGAUUGCAAAUGCUCCUCCCGGCCAGAGCGAUGACCCAAAUGAUCCCCGAAAUCGAUGGAAGACAUUUGUGGACUUCUCUGGUGUCGAUGUGAGUGGUGAUCCGGCCGAGGCGGCCAGAAAGACUGUUGACUUUUAUAACUCCGACUUGAUGAGCCGGAUUGAGAAACUGUACGAGAAAACGAGCACAACAGAAUGCCGUUCCUUGAUAGGAGAACAUUUCGGAUACUAUCUCAAAGCAUUUGCAAAUGAGAAACCAUUGCCUUUCAGCGACAAGACAUUCAAAAAUACAUGUGAGGAAGAAGAUGAAUACGACUUUGACAAUCUCCCACCAGGCGUACACAUGGGAAUGAUCCAGAAUCGGACGUAUCAGCCUCCCAGAAACGAGACUAAAUACCUGGAACCCUCUGAGAUUGUGCUCUGUUAUGGUAUCCUGGCGCAUGAUAGUCCAUCGGCUACGAUAAGAAUCAUCGAAGCUGUUGAUGAACCAACUACUCAAUUCAUUGUUCAUGUCGAUGCCAAAUAUGAAGAAACACACCAAGUCCUCAAGGAAUAUGCUUCCCAGCGAUCAAGAGUCACUGUACUCGAUCAUCCCCAUCGCGUUCGAGUCAAUUGGGGUGGAUUCUCUAUGGUAAACGCGACGCUUCAGAUGAUAUAUCACGCUGAUCAGAUCGAGUUUACUCAUUUUGUUCACAUGGCUGCUACUGCCUAUCCAAUUGCCUCCAAUCGACGGAUCAGAAAUACUCUUGCUGACUUCCCUGCAGAUGCUAAUUUUAUGCACGUUGUGCUGAAACCGACGAGUCCAGCCCUUCCGAUUUGGAACUACUAUGUUGAAUGCGACGAUAGACUCCAUCGAAUCUUUGAACUUCCUCCUCUACGGAAGCAAGUACAUGGAGUUGACAUUUUUACCUCGAGUCAGUGGUUUAUCAUCAGUAAAGAGUAUGCCAACUUCUUGGCACAUCCCGAACCCGGGAGCUUCCUGCAAGAGUACAUGGACUACAUGAAACAUGCCGUUGUCGCUGAUGAACACUUCUUCGGAACGGUACUUAGGAACACGCACUUUUGCGGCAAACAUCACAACUGGAACUUUCUCCACUUACAAUUUGAUCAGUGGGAGAAUGAAAGAGACUUGAACAUGAGAGACGAACGAAAGUGUAUCAUGCCAGACCCAAAUCACUGCGGACGAUCGCCGACGACUAUGGAAAUGGACUAUUUAGAUAUUUUGGAGUUGAGUGGAGACCUGUUUGCUCGAAAGUUUGACGACGAAGUUGACCCAACGAUAAAGGACGUCAUUGACAGAAUACGCGCCAAGGAAGAAAAGGAGCUCAUUAAAUUCAAUAUCACAAAACCGCAAGCACCGGCCUUGCACAAUCCUUUGGCUUUGGAUGGGCACGGAGUCUUAUUUGUUGCGAAGGAGACCAUCAGCAGCGAAAAUCCGUUAUGCAUGGGACUUGGUGAAGAAAGAAACAAAGUCCGUUUGGUUCCAUGCUUUUAUGAGGAUGUGCCUCCGACGCUUGCAUCCAAUUGGGAGACGGGAGCUGUGAUUUUGGAUGAAACGGUUCCGCACAACCGAUGGGAAAUUGGACCUUGUAGUUCCGACGGGGAUCUGAGGAAACUAUACUCUGGAGAUGUGGAGGUUAUACCAGGGCAAUAUAAUCCAACAGGUCCAAGAUGUAAUCUAAAGGUGAUGGAUGGACUUCGAGUUGGGAGAUGCCUAGAUGGUGAAUCAUUUGACCCGCAGCCAGGUGGGCCAGUGCAUGUUUUUCCUUGCCAUAAUCGUUGGCACCAGUACAUUUCCUUUGGAGACGGCACACAUGCUCCAACCGGAGCACUACAUACCAAUGUUCCGGAACACACUCGCAAGCGUAUUGCGGAAACAGGACGAGAGCAAGAAGCGUAUAUGUGUCUAGGUCUGGAGGGUCGCGGUGAAGAUGAAGAAGACUGGCUUGGAAAACGGAAAGAAAUGAUGGAAAAGAUGUUGCAAAGGGAGUUAGAGCAAAUGGAGCAAGAUAGUGACGAUAGUGAAGACGAAGAGGGAUCACUUGUUGACCAGAAAGAGGAUGGUGAAGAGGAUGCUACUGAGACAGAUGCUGCAACGGAGGAGGAAGGUCCACUUGACAUAUGGCACUGGGAAUACGAACAACUUCACGCUAUCAAGUGCUCUAAUAAAGAAGCUGUCAUUGAAUGGGUCCUUGUCCCAUUCAUUGAAGAAGACGAUAGUACGACUGUGUAUGAAGACGAAGAUGGGUCUGCCGAUUCUGGUGAUGAAGAUGGACCUGAGGAAAUGGAAUGGCCCGAUCCAACAGAAGACUCUGAUGUCGACACAAAAACAGACAAAAAGCACGAAAACAAAGAAGAAGAAUUGUAA
Molecule: messenger RNA, 2430 nt
Organism: Cylindrotheca closterium
Lineage: Eukaryota; Bacillariophyta; Bacillariophyceae; Bacillariales; Bacillariaceae
Source: the annotation of a GenBank genome assembly